AUGAGCGUUGCGUGUGUUUUGAAGAGAAAAGCAGUACUCUGGCAGGACUCGUUCAGCCCCCACCUGAAACAGCACGCUCAAGAUACAGCUAAUCCCAACAUGCCUGUUGUACUGACAUCUGGAACAGGGUCCCAGGCUCAGCAACAGCCAGCUGCAAAUCAAGCCCUUGCAGCAGGGACGCACUCCAGUCCUGUUCCUGGAUCCAUAGGAGUUGCAGGCCGCUCCCAGGACGACGCGAUGGUGGAUUACUUCUUCCAGAGGCAGCAUGGUGAGCAGCUUGGGGGAGGAGGAAGCGGUGGAGGCGGCUAUAAUAACAGCAAACAUCGCUGGCCUACUGGGGAUAACAUUCAUGCAGAACAUCAGGUCCGUUCCAUGGAUGAACUGAAUCACGAUUUUCAAGCGCUUGCUCUGGAAGGACGGGCUAUGGGAGAGCAGCUGUUGCCGGGUAAAAAGUUUUGGGAAUCUGAUGAUUCCAGCAAAGAUGGACCAAAAGGGAUAUUUCUGGGAGAUCAGUGGAGAGACAGUGCUUGGGGAACAUCAGAUCACUCUGUUUCCCAACCAAUUAUGGUUCAGAGAAGACCUGGUCAGGGCUUUCAUGUGAAUAGUGAAGUCAACUCAGUGCUUUCACCACGGUCAGAGAGUGGAGGACUUGGAGUUAGCAUGGUGGAGUAUGUGUUGAGCUCAUCUCCUGGAGAUUCCUGCCUAAGGAAAGGAGGAUUUGGGCCAAGGGAUGCAGAGAACGAUGAGAAUGACAAAGGGGAUAAGAAAAAUAAGGGCACAUUUGACGGCGAUAAAUUAGGAGAUCUGAAGGAGGAGGGGGACGUAAUGGAUAAAACAAAUGGUUUGCCUGUGCAGAAUGGAAUCGACGCAGAUGUCAAAGACUUCAGCCGCACACCUGGUAAUUGCCAGAACUCUGCGAGUGAAGUAGAUCUUCUGGGGCCAAACCAGAAUGGAUCAGAGGGCUUAGCCCAGCUGGCGAGUACUAAUGGUGCCAAGCCGGUGGAGGAUUUCUCCAACAUCGAGUCCCAGAGCGUCCCUCUGGAUCCCAUGGAGCACGUUGGCAUGGAGCCUCUUCAGUUUGAUUAUUCUGGCACUCAAGUACCUGUGGACUCGGCCGCAGCAACCGUGGGGCUCUUCGAUUACAAUUCCCAGCAGCAGUUGUUCCAAAGACCGAAUGCACUUGCUGUCCAGCAGCUAACAGCAGCGCAGCAGCAGCAGUACGCCUUGGCAGCUGCCCAUCAGCCUCACAUAGGUUUAGCUCCUGCUGCCUUUGUCCCCAAUCCGUACAUCAUCAGCGCCGCUCCGCCGGGAACAGAUCCGUACGCCGCCGGACUUGCAGCAGCCGCGACGUUAGGUCCGGCGGUCGUUCCUCACCAGUACUAUGGAGUUACACCCUGGGGAGUUUAUCCUGCCAGUCUCUUCCAGCAACAAGCCGCCGCGGCUGCCGCUGCAACUAAUUCAGCAAAUCAGCAGACCACUCAGCAAACCCAGCAGGGCCAGCAGCAGGUUCUCCGCGGAGGAGCCAACCAGCGUCCUUUGACCCCAAAUCAGAACCAGCAGGGCCAGCAGACCGUUGCGCCAGCCGUCAAUUCUGCCCUCGCCUUUGGACAAGGGCUGGCAGCGGGGAUGCCAGGUUACCCAGUGCUGGCUCCUGCUGCUUACUACGACCAAACAGGUGCUCUGGUGGUGAACGCAGGGGCCAGGAAUGGCCUGGGGGCCCCUGUCCGGCUGGUAGCCCCUGCCCCAGUCAUCAUCAGCUCCUCCGCGGCGCAAGCAGCGGUUGCAGCGGCUGCAGCUUCGGCCAACGGUGCAGCGGGUGGCCUGGCGGGAACGACAAACGGACCAUUUCGCCCUCUGGGAACUCAGCAGCCCCAACCCCAGCCCCAGCAGCAGCCCACCAACAACCUGGCAUCCAGCUCGUUUUACGGCAACAACUCUCUCAGCAGCAAUUCCCAGAGCAGCUCGCUCUUUUCUCAGGGCUCUGCCCAGCCUGCCAACACUUCCCUGGGAUUCGGAAGCAGCAGCUCUCUCGGUGCCACGCUGGGGUCUGCGCUGGGAGGAUUUGGGACAGCAGUUGCUAACUCCAACACGGGCAGUGGCUCCCGCCGAGACUCCCUUACAGGGAGCAGUGACCUGUACAAGAGGACAUCCAGCAGUUUGACACCUAUAGGACACAGUUUUUAUAAUGGCCUUGGGUUUUCCUCCUCUCCUGGACCUGUGGGAAUGCCUCUGCCCAGCCAAGGACCUGGCCACUCUCAGACUCCACCACCUUCCUUAUCUUCACACGGAUCAUCUUCAAGUUUAAACCUGGGAGGGCUCACGAAUGGCAGCGGCCUCUUCCCCUCGUCUCGCUUGCGCUAUGGGAUGUCGGAUGUCAUGCCCUCCGGCCGAAGCAGGCUGCUGGAAGACUUUCGCAAUAACCGGUACCCUAAUUUACAGCUGAGGGAGAUUGCUGGGCACAUCAUGGAGUUCUCCCAAGACCAACAUGGAUCCAGGUUUAUUCAGCUGAAACUGGAGCGUGCUACCCCAGCAGAACGUCAGCUUGUGUUCAACGAGAUCCUCCAGGCAGCUUAUCAGUUGAUGGUCGAUGUAUUUGGAAAUUAUGUCAUCCAGAAGUUCUUUGAAUUUGGCAGCCUGGAACAGAAGUUAGCCUUGGCAGAACGUAUCCGUGGGCACGUUCUGUCCCUGGCUCUGCAGAUGUACGGCUGCAGGGUGAUCCAGAAGGCCCUGGAGUUUAUUCCCCCAGACCAGCAGAAUGAGAUGGUACGGGAGUUGGAUGGCCACGUCCUGAAGUGCGUGAAAGACCAGAACGGUAACCACGUGGUGCAGAAGUGUAUUGAGUGCGUGCAGCCUCAGUCCCUGCAGUUUAUCAUUGAUGCAUUUAAGGGACAGGUUUUUGCGUUGUCUACACAUCCAUAUGGCUGUCGCGUGAUCCAGAGGAUCCUCGAGCACUGUCUUCCUGAGCAGACCCUUCCCAUCUUGGAGGAACUUCACCAACACACCGAACAGCUUGUUCAGGAUCAGUAUGGGAACUAUGUUAUCCAGCAUGUACUAGAACAUGGUCGGCCUGAAGAUAAGAGCAAGAUUGUAGCAGAAAUUAGAGGCAACGUGCUGGUGUUGAGUCAACAUAAAUUUGCUAGCAACGUGGUGGAGAAGUGCGUCACUCACGCCUCGCGUACGGAGCGCGCCAUGCUGAUCGACGAGGUGUGCACGAUGAACGACGGCCCUCACAGUGCCUUAUACACCAUGAUGAAAGACCAGUACGCCAACUACGUGGUGCAGAAGAUGAUCGAUGUGGCAGAACCGGCUCAGCGGAAGAUUGUCAUGCACAAGAUCCGGCCUCACAUCGCUACCCUGCGUAAAUACACCUACGGCAAACACAUUUUGGCCAAGCUGGAGAAGUACUACAUGAAGAACGGGGUGGACCUGGGGCCCAUCUGUGGGCCACCCAACGGCAUCAUUUGAAGCAGCGAACUGGGAAGGAGCUCCUUGGCCACCCGGCACCUACAACCAGCAACCGACAAUAUUCCAAUAUACAGUUAGAAAAGGUUUUAUGGUUGCUAAACUGCUAAAAAAAAAAAAAAAAAGGAAGGAAAAAAAAGAAAAAGCCUUUGUAAAUUUCUUUAAUUUUAUUAUGCAUAACAUGUACUAAUUAUUUUUUUUAAUUAACUAAUUGCCCUGCUGUUUUACUGGUGUAUAGAAUACUUGUACAUAGGUAUCAAAUGUACAUGGAAGGCCACAUUUUUGUUCACUGUUGUAUCUAUAUUCCAAAUGUGGAAACUUUCAGGGUGGUUGGUUUGAAGAAAACAAACAAAAAUAAUGUUUUUAAUUCAUCUGCCUUGCAGGCAACUUUUUUGCAAAUACC
Tauraco erythrolophus (red-crested turaco) is the source of this 3865-nucleotide messenger RNA. The record is from RefSeq and is a predicted model, not a curated record. Lineage: Eukaryota; Metazoa; Chordata; Aves; Musophagiformes; Musophagidae.